Messenger RNA from Eruca vesicaria subsp. sativa (arugula), 994 nucleotides. Lineage: Eukaryota; Viridiplantae; Streptophyta; Magnoliopsida; Brassicales; Brassicaceae. The record is from the annotation of a GenBank genome assembly.
AUAAACAAAAAAAUAAGGGAGAUUUGAUAGAUCAUGAGACUCUCGAAGAAAGAUUAGACAGAUAACAGAAAAAGGUUGAAAGUUGGUGGGAGAUUAAGCUCUCUCUCUCGCUCAACCUCUCCAGUAGAUCGGAGAUAAUGGCUGCCAAUUUCUGGGAUUCGUCUCAAUAGUAACAUUCUACCCUUUGAAUGACAACUACUACUUCUUCUCGUAUCCAAAUUUAAUGUCUAUUUUUCUGUGUUUUGGUUUUGGGUUUGUUACGAGCAGCAAACAGCUUUUGGACCAAGAAGAAGUCGAUGCAGUUCACCCUCUCGACAAAGAACGUGGAAUCUCCACAGAGGAUUUCAAGCUCAUCAAGUUCCACAUGUCUAAUCAUAUAACGAAACUAGCUCAGCACAUUAAAGUGAGGCAAAGGGUUGUGGCUACCGCAAUAACGUAUAUGAGACGGGUUUAUACAAGGAAGAGCAUGGUAGAGUUUGAGCCUCGUCUUGUUGCUAUUACAUGCUUGUACCUGGCUUCUAAAGCUGAAGAGAGUAUAGUCCAGGCCAGGAAUCUUGUUUUUUACAUCAAAAAAUUGUAUCCGGAUGAGUACAAAUAUGAAUUAAAAGACAUAUUAGGAAUGGAGAUGAAGGUCUUAGAAGCACUCGACUAUUAUCUGGUUGUGUUUCAUCCUUACCGCUCUUUAUCUACGUUUUUGCAAGAUGCUGGAUUUAACGAUGUAAAUAUGAACCCGAUUACAUGGGGAAUUGUCAACGAUACUUAUAAGAUGGACCUGAUUCUUGUACACCCUCCCUAUCGCAUAGCUCUAGCGUGCAUAUACGUAGCAAGUGUCUACAGAGAGAAAGAUAUCACUGCAUGGUUUCAAGAUCUUCACGAGGAUAUGAACUUGGUGAAGAACAUUGCCAUGGAGAUUCUGGACUUCUACGAGAACUAUAGAAUGAUCACCGAUGAAAAAGUGAGCUCUGCGUUCAGCAAACUGGCUUUGAAGCCGUAG